Messenger RNA from Moneuplotes crassus, 1425 nucleotides. NCBI's taxonomy places the organism in Eukaryota, Ciliophora, Spirotrichea, Euplotida, Euplotidae. The record is from the annotation of a GenBank genome assembly.
AUGGAGCCCUUCAAGAUUACAGAUGGAGAUAUUUUUAAUGUCUCAGCUGAUGCAAUGGUGACUACAAUUGGAAUUCAGUGAGAGCUUGAUGGACAUGUAUGCAAGGAGUUAAUUAAAAAGCUUGGGAAACUUAAAAACAGUUUUAAAUCAAAACUCAAAGAGAAUUCCUCAACAGAAGAGGAGAAGGAAGUAAUCAAAAAGGAAUCCUUAAACAAUAUCAAAGAUGAAAUCCAGAAAAGAAUCAAGGAGGACUACUCUCUCAGAUAUGUAAAACAAGAAGACAUCACCGAGAUCAGAACUAUCGUUGAUGGCAGCCCCAUGCUGGUCAAUCUCAAAGAUUUUGAUAAAUUAGGAGAAUUCAAUUUCAAAUAUGUCUUCUUCGUUGCUUUCAAAAGAGCCGAGCAAGGAGUCCCCAAAAGCAUCCUUUCCUUAGCCUGUCAGGAAAUCAUAAAGAUUUGUCGGAAGGAAAAGAUCAAAUCUGUGACCCUCCCUACCAUUGGCUGUGGAGUCCUCAGAACUCCAAUUUCGAGAUGCAGCUCAGCAAUGUCUGAAGGCUUCGCUCUCAGUAGAGAGUUAGUCAAAGACAUGACUGACAUCAACAUUGUCUGCUAUGAAGACAUAAAAGAAUUUGUGGAUGAGUUCAAAAACCCGUUUAAAGAAGGAUAUAAAGGUAAGAAAACAUCUCCUGAAAGCCGUUGAUUGCACAUAUAUUUUCAAACAUCAAGCAUACCUUCCUAAAUCUGCCUAAAACUGGGAAGAAAUCGAAGACACUGAUGAAGGAUUUCUCAAAGAAAAUCUAAUUGGAUAGUUUUUAGUUCAAACUAUCUGAGCAAAACACUUUCUAAAGUUAUGCCAUCCUGGCUCAAAAUUUUGGCUUAGCAGAACCUCCGCAUUUAGUAUUAAAGAUAAGAAUAGGAACUCUACUGAAUUAAAACGUGGCAUUAUUCCAAUUCCAAACCUUAUAUUCAAAAGAAAAGUGAUCAUCUUGUUGCCACAAAUGAAAUCAAGCAUUUAUCUGUAGAGUAAUACUCAUAGUAAAUCAGAGAUUAUCCAAACUUCACCUGAAAGAUCAUCUGAAGCUAACUUGAUUCCUACUAUCCAUGUGCUCACAUUUUCAAUUGUUUAAUGAUUUUUCUGUUAAAAUACUUCCAUUAAAAGCGCUAUUUAAGUCAAAUUUGCUCCCAGCACAAGCUUACUUAGUUCUGAUAAAUCUAGUCUAUCCCAAUUUCAUGUAUUUUUUACCUAAAAUCACAAAUCAAGCUAAAGUUUAGAACUCUCCUAAAGAUCCUCUAAAUUAUUCUCUACCUCAAAAACAACAAUUUGAUAUCUGCCACACCUGAUCUUCGAAGCGACAUUUCACUUUAACUCAAAAUUUACUCCAAAGAAUGUACUCAACCUCUGAACCCAAGAUAAUGCUCAAAAGCA